Molecule: messenger RNA, 3516 nt
Organism: Exophiala spinifera
Lineage: Eukaryota; Fungi; Ascomycota; Eurotiomycetes; Chaetothyriales; Herpotrichiellaceae
Exons: 4
Coding region: 1-3516 (1171 amino acids)
Biological process (GO): fungal-type cell wall biogenesis; signal transduction; protein phosphorylation
Molecular function (GO): diacylglycerol-dependent serine/threonine kinase activity; ATP binding
Source: RefSeq, a predicted model, not a curated record
AUGGGGGACACAGAAAAAGCCAUUGACGACAUUUACAAAAAGAUCGAGCGAGAAAAGACGCUGAUCACAGCCGCGACGCACAUGCGACAGUCGACAAACAAUGCUGCAGUUCAGGCACGUGUCGAUAGUACCAUUCGCGACGGGAGAAGAAACAUCACUUAUCUAGAGGAUAAAUUGCAAGAGCUGCAACUGCGACAACGGGGGGCAUACGAUGAUGGCGCCCCUCCCCCUCCAGCUCAUGGCGGGAACGGCGGCGGCGGUGUUGGCGGUGGCUACCCACCAUCUGAUGGUCGUGGGCAGCGAGGAUAUCAAGCAGGUAACGCGCCUACGCCUCCUCCCAAAGAUGCCCGAGGAUACUUCGCCAACGAAAGAGGGGACUAUGGCGAUCCAGGCCCAGGUGGUUACAGCCAGGGAAAUACUGGCAUGAUGCCACCGCGAGCCAUCUAUGGCGAUCCCCGACCCUAUAACACUCCGAUCCCCAAAGCGCGUCCCAAUUUCUCAAAGCUAGACCUGAUCAAAUAUGAUACUCCAUACCUCGGCCCCAAGAUCCAGCUCAUGCUAUCGCAACUCGAGUUCAAGCUCUCGGUCGAAAAGCAGUACAAAGCUGGCAUCGAGAAAAUGGUUCGGCUAUAUCAAGAUGAGGGCGAUAGGAAGAGCCGAUCGGACGCCGAAGGCCGUCGCAUCGAAAGCACCCAAAAGAUCCAGUUGUUAAAACAAGCCCUGAAAAGAUACAUGGAUCUUCAUGUCGACAUCGAGACUUCUGAUGCUGCUGAUGAUGACAGUCUGAACGCACCAAACAUGCGGAAACCAUUAACUGGUCAUCUGGAGAUGCGCAUUCACGCGAUCAAAGAUGUCGAUCACGCGGCAUCCUCUCGAUUCUCCAGAGGUCCCGAGACUUUUGUGAUCAUGAAGGUGGAGGAUAACAUUCGCGCAAAAACUCGAGCCACCCGAACAGACAAAUGGACUGAAGAGAUUCACAAUGUCGACAUCGACAAAGCAAACGAGAUCGAAUUGACCGUCUAUGACAAAGCAGGUGACCGCCCAACCCCGAUUGGAUUCCUCUGGAUUCGCAUUUCGGAUAUUGCUGAAGAAAUGCGGCGGAAGAAGAUGGAAACGGAAUUUCAGCAGAAUGGAUGGGUGUCUGCGGACAAGAUGGCCAACGGUGGCAGUCCGGGAAAGCCUGGCACUGAGUUUCAACAGCAGCAGCCCCAACAAUCACAGGGCACCCCAUUCAUGCCGCCAGGUAAUGCUGCUGGUGCUGGAUCUGCCGCCGGCUUUGCUCAAAAUCCUCAGCAGGCUCAGCCUGUAAUGAUCGACUCCUGGUUCUCCUUGGAACCUGCAGGUCGUAUCCAUCUCACCAUGAGUUUCCAGAAGCAGACAGGCGCUCGACGUCCGUUCGACAUUGGUCUGAAUCGUCAAGGUGCUGUCCGUCAGAAGAAGGAAGUCGUCCACGAAAAACAGGGCCACAAGUUCGUCAAGCAACAGUUUUACAAUGUUAUGCGAUGUGCACUGUGCGGCGACUUCCUGAAGUACUCGGCCGGCAUGCAAUGUGCUGACUGCAAGUAUACCUGUCACACCAAAUGCUAUCCAAAGGUUGUCACCAAGUGUAUCAGCAAGGCGAACUAUGAGACCGAUCCGGACGAGGAGAAAAUCAAUCACCGUAUACCCCAUCGCUUCGACAAUUUCUCGAAUAUCGGAGCCAACUGGUGCUGUCAUUGCGGUUAUUUACUUCCGUUGGGCAGACGAAACGCAAAGAAGUGUUCUGAAUGUGGCCUCACAUGUCAUGCGCAAUGCCAACAUCUCGUACCGGAUUUCUGCGGCAUGUCGAUGAUCGUUGCCAACGAGAUUCUGGAAACCAUUCAGCGGACAAAGCACCACAACAAGUCUUCCUCGGUCAGCUCUGGCAUGAGCAGCAGGACUUUGAGACCGAACUCUGGAAGGCCCGGCCCUCAAUCACCAACUCAGAGCUAUGUCUCUGACGGAAGUACAUUGACACAGUCUGUAUCCAACCAAUCCUAUGAUCAACAUCCAGAGCCUCCUAAGCCCUCUGCGGCGGCGGCUGCUGCCGCCCAGAAUCUGAUGUACAACCAGCCUCCACGUCCGCAAUCUCCACAGCAACAGAGACCAUUGCAACAGAGAGCCGUCUCGACGGCUGCUGUCCAGGCUGCAGCUGCAGCGACCAGCCGGCCAUCCUCACAGAACUACAACCAAGGCUUCAGCGAUUACAGUCCUCAAAAGGUCGCGUCCGACCGGUAUGCAAACGCACGUCCACCGGUCCCAGAAGUGCAGCCUCCCCACGCAUCUUAUGAUCCUCGUGCAUAUCAGCAGUAUGACCGGCAACCGGUCCAGCAGCAAAUGAUGCAACACCAACAACCUCAGCAAGCCGUAGUACCGCAGCAGAGGCCGCCACCUCCUCCACAGACUCAACAAAGUUACUCUCCUGCUCCGAUCAAGCCGGCGCCUCAACACCAACAGCAGCAAGUUGCGACGCCUCCGUCGGGACGAGGCUCCGGGCCACGGAUUGGUCUCGACCAUUUCAACUUCCUCGCAGUGCUGGGCAAAGGUAACUUUGGUAAGGUCAUGCUUGCCGAGGCGAAAAGCUCCAAGAAGCUGUACGCAAUCAAGGUUCUCAAAAAGGAGUUCAUUAUUGAGAACGACGAAGUUGAAUCGACCAAAUCUGAAAAGCGAGUGUUCUUGAUCGCCAACAAGGAGAGGCAUCCCUUCUUGCUUAGUCUGCAUGCGUGUUUUCAGACCGAGACUAGGGUCUAUUUUGUUAUGGAGUACAUCUCGGGCGGUGAUUUGAUGUUGCACAUCCAACGCGGCCAAUUCGGUCUAAAGCGAGCUCAGUUCUACGCCGCCGAAGUGUGCUUGGCUUUGAAAUAUUUCCACGAGAAUGGUGUCAUCUAUCGGGAUCUUAAACUGGACAACAUCAUGCUGACCUUGGAUGGUCACAUCAAGGUUGCCGACUAUGGUCUGUGCAAAGAAGAGAUGUGGUACGGAUCGACCACGUCAACAUUCUGUGGUACGCCUGAAUUCAUGGCCCCUGAGAUUCUUCUGGACAAGAAGUACGGACGAGCGGUCGAUUGGUGGGCGUUUGGUGUUCUUAUCUAUCAGAUGCUCCUUCAGCAGUCACCCUUCAGAGGUGAGGACGAGGACGAGAUUUAUGACGCUAUCCUUGCCGACGAACCCUUGUACCCUAUUCAUAUGCCGCGCGACAGUGUCUCGAUUCUUCAAAAACUCCUGACGAGGGAGCCAGAACUGCGUUUGGGUAGUGGGCCUGGGGACGCUCAGGAAGUUAUGAGCCAUGCCUUCUUCAAAGGCAUAAACUGGGACGACAUUUAUCACAAGAGAGUACCAACCCCUUUCAAGCCCACCGUUAAGAACGAAAAAGAUACCAGCAACUUUGACCAGGAGUUCACAAGUGUAACCCCCGUUUUGACUCCGGUGCAGAGUGUCCUCUCUCCUGCGCACCAAGAAGAGUUCAGAGGCUUUUCGUAUACAGCAGAUUUCAUCUAG